UAAUAAACUUUGCUUGUAAAACUUUAUACACAGGUAACAAAGCAUUAAAUGAAGAUGACUGUUUAUCAGAAAUACUUCAGCAUGGUUCUGAGUCUGGAUUUAAAUAAAGACAGGGAUGUGGAAAGAAUACAUGGGUGUGGUAUCAACUCCCUUGAUAUUGAACCUGUUGAAGGAAGAUAUAUGUUGUCAGGAGGAUCGGAUGGUGUUAUUGUACUUUAUGACCUUGCAAACUUCAGCAGAAAGCCUUGCUACACAUGUAAAGCAGUUUGCUCUGUAGGAAGGAGCCAUCCUAAUGUACAUAAAUACAGCGUAGAGACAGUGCAGUGGUAUCCUCAUGACACUGGCAUGUUUACAUCCAGCUCCUUUGAUAAAACAUUGAAAAUAUGGGAUACAAAUACUUUACAGCCUGCAGAUGUGUUUCAUUUUGAUGGAACUGUCUAUAGCCAUCAUAUGUCUCCAGUUGCUACCAAACAUUGUUUAAUAGCAGUUGGUACCAAAAGCCCCAAAGUACAGCUCUGUGACUUGAAGUCUGGAUCCUGUUCUCACAUUCUGCAGGGUCACAGGCAAGAAGUGCUGGCAGUGUCUUGGUCCCCACGUCAUGAAUAUAUUUUGGCAACAGCAAGUGCUGAUGGUAGAGCAAAAUUAUGGGAUGUGAGGAGAGCAUCUGGAUGUCUUACUACACUUGAUCAGCACAAUGGAGAGAAGUGCAAAACAUCUUCUGAAGGAGUAAACACUACCCACAAUGGGCGAGUGAAUGGUUUAUGCUACACACACGAUGGACUUCAUCUGUUGACCGUUGGUACAGAUGAUCGGAUGAGACUCUGGAACAGCUCCACCGGAGAGAACACACUAGUGAACUAUGGGAAAGUCUGUAAUGAAAGUAGAAAAGGACUCAAAUUCACCAUCUCCUGGGGCUGCAACCCAGAGUUUGCUUUUGUACCCUAUAAGAGCACCAUUGCUGUUUACACAAUUUUCUCAGGAGAACUCAUAACUAGGCUUAGAGGGCACUAUAGUACUGUUGACUGCUGUGUGUUUCAACCUCAUUUUCAGGAGCUUUAUAGUGGUAGCAAAGACUGCAAUAUCCUUGCUUGGAUACCUGCCCUUCGAGAGCCAAUUCCUGAUGACACUUCUGAGAAGUCUCUUUCUCAACAGCAGUUAAAUCCAGCAUAUGAGGAUGCAUGGAGCAGCAGUGAGGAUGAAGGCUGAAUUUCCCUGGUGUACUGAUAUAAAAUUGACAUUCAGGCAGCUACGUUCAAGGACUUUAUCUACAGAAUCGGAUAUUGUCAGGCUUAUUGUGACUGGAUUCCUUGUACAGUUGUAUUAAAGCCAGGUCUUUCAAAAUAACCUUCCACCUUUUUUCCCUGGCAUCAUCCUCACAUUUAUUGCUUUAUAUAAGGGAUUACUUUUUCAUAUCUACUGACUUUUAUACUUAACCCUUACACAUUGGUGUGCUUUAUUCAGUGUUGAACAGCAGAUGAAAGAAAACUAAAGGCCCUUGUGACUAGUUAAUAGUACAUUGUUUCUGGCAUCACUAAUACAUAGGGAGAUAAUCCCUUCAUUUCUGAGACACCUGAUACAGAGGAUUUUGCCUUAAGGAGGGCUUGCUCAGGGAUACUUCCAGUUUAUUUUCUGCAAUGUCUAGAUGUAGCGGACUGAGACCUUGUAUGAGUGUCAGUGUGCUGUGGGAACCUAAAUGGGUUUAUGUGCUUGUUGUUUUGUGUUUUAUUAGUCUAGCCUGAGUUUCUCCAUGGAUGAGAUAUUCAGUUCAGGAAGGGACAGAUUAACUAUCCAAGUAUUUAUAUGGAAUCCCUCAUCAACUUGUAUCUGAAUCUGUCCCAGAAAGUUAAAAAUAGGAGCUAGCUUGAUUAGGUUUUUGUUAACUCUUGUUAAAGUGACUUUAAGGUUAAUCCUGUAUGUAUGAAUCUCAUAUGUGCUUCUCUAGCCAGGAUGGAGAGUUCAUAGACAGAAAUGUGCUUGAGGUACAAUGCAAGACAAUGAGUGAAUCAAGUUUUAUAGACUGUAGUCCUUGAAAACUCUGCUUUCAUCUGAAUUAGUGAUCUGAAUGUCCACGGUGUUUUGGUCAGGAGGAGUUCUGGGGGUUCAUUGCCUAAUCUCAGUCAGUGUUUGUGCCUCAGCAGC
This is a messenger RNA of Nothoprocta perdicaria, 2139 nucleotides long. It is a transcript of the gene ERCC8, whose product is annotated as ERCC excision repair 8, CSA ubiquitin ligase complex subunit. Lineage: Eukaryota; Metazoa; Chordata; Aves; Tinamiformes; Tinamidae. Gene Ontology annotation, cellular component: nucleotide-excision repair complex; Cul4A-RING E3 ubiquitin ligase complex. Gene Ontology annotation, molecular function: protein binding. The coding region runs from base 49 to 1206 and encodes 385 amino acids. Gene Ontology annotation, biological process: transcription-coupled nucleotide-excision repair; protein polyubiquitination; proteasome-mediated ubiquitin-dependent protein catabolic process. The transcript has 12 exons. The record is from RefSeq and is a predicted model, not a curated record.